CGCGCGAGAACACGUUCCUCACCGGCCGGCUGUCGCAGCCGCGGGGAGGACACAGCGCGGUCGCGGAGCGAGCGGAGAUGGCCGAGGCCGCGAGCGGCGCGUCGGAGGCUGGAUCAGGCGCGGCAUUGCCUGCCCUCGCCUCUCCCGGACCGGCGGACCGCGAGGGCGGCGGCGGCGGCGGCGGCGGCGAUGAAGAAGGUGGCGGCGGUGGUGGUGAGUGCGAGGCCGAGGGAGGCGAGUCGCUUCUCCAGUCGCCUCUUCACGGCUCUCCUAUGCGAGGCUCGCUCGGCCGGCCGCUGCGGAGGAAGAGCCGGCGGCCGAGGAGGGAGAGCAAGGCGUGGCCGCUCGAUGAUUACGGCCCACUCGACCUCCCCUCCGACAUCGCAGUCUGCAGGCUCGCCCUUUCCUUCAUGACCGCGUGGGGCGUGGACGCCGACUUCGACGCGCGCUGCGCCGCGGAGAUCGGCGUGUCGCCUCCCGCGCCCGUGCUUGCGUACGGUGUGCGCGGCCACGGCGGGAGGCUCUCCUUUCUCACCCCCCGAGCUCAGCGGAGGGACCGGCGGUGGCAGUGCUCGCCGCACAUGACCGCGCUCUGGUCGCUCGGCGCGGUCUCGCUCGCAAACACUCUGAUGAUGUGCCCCGGGUACGACGAGGCGCGGGGCACGCGCUGCUCGCAACGCGUGCGAAACACGUGCUCGUCCGUGGUGACGCACUUCUCGGUGACGGUACCGGAGGCGAUGCCGCAGCUGGCGCCUCCCUCGCUCUCCUUCCUCGCGCGCCACUACUGCGAUCCGACCGAAGAGGUGCAGGCUGCGGCGCGCGCGCUGCUCGAGGGCGCGCUGCAGCGGAUGACGCCGCAGAUGCGGCAGCGAGUCGUCAAGGCGUGGACUCCUCGGCUGGUGCCGCCGCCGCACCACCCGCCGCAGCCGACACCGCCCAAGGCCGCCGCCGCUCCCGCGCCCUCCGCCGCGCUGUCCCGCCGGCAGCUUCUCACGACGACAACCACCGAGCUGCACGCUGCGCAGCCGCCCGCCUCGCCCGCCGAAAAGCCGCUCCCGUUCGAGCUCACGUCGGCGCACGGGGUGGCGGUCCUCGUCCUCGGCGUCCUCGUCUGCCGCUUCGGCGCCGAGGUUGACCCCCGGAUACACGCGGCCCUCACCUCGUCCCUGCUCGCGCUCCUCGACUCCCCCUCCGAGGAGGGACGCCUCGCCGCCGCCGACCUCCUCUCCAAGGCCUAUCUCGUCUGGCGCUCGCAUCUCCCGCAGCCCGCAGCACUGAUCCGCACUCUCUUCAACUACGCGGCAGCUGCCGCCGCCGCGGCCGCCGCCGCCGCCACACGGCCCGCGGCGCAGGGGUCGGGGGGCGAGGAGGCGCCGCCACCGCAGCCGCCGCCGAACCGCUUCCUGUACCACUCGGCCCUCAUCCAAGUCGGCGUCUGCGAGCCCUCCCUCUUUUGUGCGGAGAUGGGCGCCGCCGCGGUGCGAAUGGGGUCGCCGCCUCGCGUGCGGCUGGCAGCUGUCGCAUACCUCAUCUCGCUCGUCAAGGCGCGCACCGCGUCGCUCGAGCCGGCGCUGCCUCUCGUCGUUGAGGCCGCCGUCCUCCGCCCGCUCGACCCGAGCGUGCCCUCGUUGCGCGAGUCGUCUCUCGGCGCGUCGACCACCGCGCUGCGAGAGCUGGUGCGCCGCUACCCGAUGGUGCACUUCAACCAGCCGACACAGCGGCUCGCCGUCGGGACAGCCGAGGGGGUGGUGCUGCUCUACGACCUGCGCACCGCCACAAAGUGGCGCAUCCUGCAGGGGCACGAGGCGGCCGUCACCGCGCUCGCCUUCGCACCCGCCGGCGACACGCUCGCGUCCUUCUCCGCGUCGGAGGCGUCGCUGCGCUGGUGGGCGGCCGGCUCGUCAGGACUCUUCUCUUUCCUCGGCCUGCAGGGCUCGUGCCUCGGGGUGACUAGGGUGGACUGUGCGCUGCCCGACGCACCCGGUGCGCGCGUCAAGAUCGAGUGGGCCUCGCCCCAGUCGGUGGGCAUCACGUGCGACAACGAGGCGCUCGGUUUCUUCACGCGGCCGCCUUAGCGGGCUCUCAAUGGGAGCUGCCAUGCGGCGAUUGCUGAGAUCUACUUGUGUGCGGCCAUGCAUUGUGUGUGUGCCGCGCACUAUGUCAAAACUACAGGGGUAGGCAAUG
Messenger RNA from Emiliania huxleyi CCMP1516, 2184 nucleotides. RefSeq lists its product as hypothetical. Lineage: Eukaryota; Haptophyta; Isochrysidales; Noelaerhabdaceae. The transcript has 12 exons. The coding region runs from base 78 to 2075 and encodes 665 amino acids. The record is from RefSeq and is a predicted model, not a curated record. Gene Ontology annotation, cellular component: cytoplasm. Gene Ontology annotation, molecular function: protein binding.